Messenger RNA from Penicillium brasilianum, 2985 nucleotides. NCBI's taxonomy places the organism in Eukaryota, Fungi, Ascomycota, Eurotiomycetes, Eurotiales, Aspergillaceae. The record is from the annotation of a GenBank genome assembly.
AUGGCGAGUGGUUCCGGAGCGCAUGGUGAUAGCGACGACGAUUCGGCACCGAAUGACUACCCUCAUGACGACGCCGACCACUCGCAAUUCGCCUCGACUCAGGACACCCCGUCCUCAGGCCCUAAAUUCACCCCUCAAUCGUUGCCACUCCAGAAGCGCCGACGAGUAGGUCGCGCUUGCGACGAAUGUCGCCGGAAGAAGAUCAAGUGUGACGGCAAACAACCGUGUACCCACUGUACCGUCUAUAGUUAUGAGUGUUCGUACGACCAACCCUCCAGCCGUCGUCGCAAUCCCGCCCCGCAGUAUGCCGAAGCCCUGGUAGCCCGCAUGCAAAAGGCCGAGGCCCUCCUCCGAAAGGUCCUGCCAGAUGUCAACCUCGACGACCCGAAUCUGGACGUCAACGCUCCCGAGUACCGUUUACCAAUCCACCCGAAGGACAAGCCAGCGUCGACCGGCGGAGUCGCUGCCAAACCCCACGGACCUUCCGCGGAAACCGGCCCUGAAGCCGGUGAUGAGUCCUUGCUGGAGACGAUGGUUGGAAAUACGGGCUGUCUAGACCGUGAUGAUCAGGGACAUUGGGACUAUCAUGGGCAUACCUCGGGAAUCAUCUUCGUCCGCCGCUUGCGCAAACAAUUAGGUGCAGUCGAAGCGCCCGUGCCUCGAAACGUCACGGCGAUGCUCGAAAGCCCCAAAUCGGUGUCCGUAUCCGAUUCCCCGCAGGAUGCCGCACUGCCUCCUGCGCACAACCUCCCCCCGCGGGCGGUUGCUAUCCGACUAUGUCGCAAUGCACUGGAAGAUGCCUGCUCUCUGAUGCGCUUCGUGAUCGAGCCUAAAUUCUUCGCGAGUCUUGACCGCAUCUAUGAAACGCCACCUGAGCAAUUUGGUAAUGAAGAGAACUCGUUCUUGCCCCUGUUGUAUAUUGUUAUGGCAGUCGGAUGUUUGUUCGCCGAUGACGGUGCCGGAACAUUGGAUCUCGCUGGUUAUGAGGGUGCGAUUGGUCAAGGGUUCCAAUUCUUCAAGGCGGGACGACAACUACUGGAAAUUACGGAUUGCCGAGAUCUCACCUCCCUGCAAGCAAUCUGCUUCAUGGUGCUCUUCCUCCAAUCGUCCGCCAAGCUGAGUACCUGUUACUCGUACGUUGGCAUUGCGCUUCGCUCGGCGCUGCGAUUGGGACUUCAUCGUACCGUUACGGCCGACUUCAACCCGGUUGAGCGAGAGCUGCGCAAGCGCAUCUUCUGGGUUGUUCGUAAGAUGGACGUCUACGUGAGCACCUUGCUGGGUCUUCCUCAAAUGCUGAGCGACGACGACAUCGACCAAGAAUACCCGAUGGAAGUCGACGGAGAGUUCAUUACCGCAGAGGGUAUUACUCAGAAGCCCACCGACUAUACCCCCCUGAUGGCCGGGUGUAAUGCACAUACACGCCUUUGCAACGUCGUGCUGAAGGUGGUCAAAUACAUCUAUCCGGUGAAGAACGCGCGCUAUCGGUCCAAGUCUGAUCAGCGCUAUAUGGUCAGCCAUUCGAAGAUCCGCGAGAUUGAGCGUGAUCUGCAGGCCUGGAUGGAGGAACUUCCUCCGGCGCUGCGUCCAGGCACAGAAGUGUCACCCCAGCUUGAGCGUAUUCGUCAACUUUUGCGUAUCAGUUACGCGCAUGUACAGAUGGUCAUGUACCGCCCCUUCUUACACUAUGUAUCAGGUGGCUCUCAAGCUCGUGGCGUCGAUAAGCGGUCCUACGCUUGCGCUGCGGCUUGCGUUAGCGUAUCCCGAAACAUUGUCCACAUCACGACGGAGAAUCCCGAUUCGCCCACUGCCAAGGAUGGUGUUUUGAAGGAUGCCAUGGAAGGCAAAAACACACUAGCCGGGCUAGCCAAAAAGAGCAUGGCAGCGGACAGGUGCUCCCAGAGUCUAACCUGCCUCUUCAAGACUCUUCCGGGGAUGCUGAAGAACCGCCAAAGCUCCAAGGUUCCCGUCAACUUGAAGCGACGCGCUCCGUCCAACUUUGCCAUGGAGCCCGAGUCCAUUCAAAAUGCUCCAGUACAAACCGUGCCUAAUCGCUCGAGCACAUUCCCAGCGCCGAUAAUGGCUCAAUCAUCCUCGACAAAUCCUACUGCAAGCCGUCGGCAAAAGAGUCUAGACACCACUCAACCCGCCAGACAGCCCGAAAGCGGUACGCAGUCCGCCUGGCUGGCAUCGACGCCAGAGCUCCUAACCGAGACCAUGUCUACGCCAGAACCAUCUUCUGCAAACUCAUUCAACGCAUCUUUCUCCAACCAAGAGCCUUCAAGUUUGGCCUGGGCUCAGCAGUUCAACAACCCUAACAAUUUGCCAGAUCUGAUGCCCAUGAUGUUCCCCUCUGGCGAUCCAUUUGCUUAUCCCACGCAACCAAUGUCAACGCUAGAGGAUGAUCACUUCAAACAUGAGCGCAACGGUGCCACGCUGAACCAACCUUUCUUCGAUUCUGCCUCUCAGCAUCAAGGGAUGGGACCAAACACACCGAGAGACCCGGCGGGAACGGGAAUAUCCACACCCAGUUUCGAUGCAUUUGCCAACUUCCCAAAUUUCCCCGUGGGCGCCACGUCAGGAAUGAAGUCAUCUAUCCCUAGCCGCUUGCAACAACCCACAACACAACCUAUGAGCCCUUCGCGACUGCACUCACCGAUCUUGCAAGGCGGAACUCCCAGCGAACACCUCAGCAGCCCGGACUUGGUGUUCAUCCCCAAUCAGAACUUUGUGUGGCAAGGGUAUAAUUUCCAAUCAGCAAACGUGGAUACCGUGAAUAAUGAACCCACUACGAGCACGAUGCAGCAGGAUACUGCUCCUCAGAAUGGGAUCCCCGACUUCAAUAUGGGCCUCGACGAGAAUGCCCUUGGGAUGAAUGUAGACUUGGGGAUCUCCUUUGACGAUCUGUUUGGCAAUAAUGCGAAUUUUCGACCUGGCGCUGGCGCAGUCAACGACGAUUGGACUCAAUGGAUGAAUGGCGGAGUCUAG